Messenger RNA from Mastomys coucha (southern multimammate mouse), 5739 nucleotides. It is a transcript of the gene Fhip2a, whose product is annotated as family with sequence similarity 160 member B1. The transcript is spliced from 17 exons. The record is from RefSeq and is a predicted model, not a curated record. Bases 489 to 2783 code for a protein of 764 amino acids. Lineage: Eukaryota; Metazoa; Chordata; Mammalia; Rodentia; Muridae.
CCGCCUGCCCCGCCCUCCCCGUCGGAUCCGCCCUCCCCGCCGGCUCCGCCCUCCCCUUCGGCCCCGCCCUCCCCGCCGUGGCCUUUGCGCGCCCCGCCCCGCGUCCAGUGCAGCCAGCAGCGGAGACCUGGGCUUCCCCGGGUCGCAUCGGCGCCCCCUGCAGGCCGCGGCGGACACGGCAGCCGGAAGAGCCGGAGCUCCUGCCACCGUGUCCGCGCCGCUGCCGCCGCCGCCGCCGCCACCGCCGCCGAGCUCCGCGGGGCCCCGAUUGCAGCCGAACGACCUCGGAGCCGCCCGCCGCGGCCCCGCACCCUCCGAUCAGAGCCGCCGCGCCUUCCGCCCGGCCCCCGCCCUCCGCUCCUCGCCCGGGCCCGCCCGCACCGGCCUUCACUCUGGAGCGGCCCGGGCAGCCGCAGCAGGGGCGGCGGCGGCGCAUCGAGGAGCUCUCCAGGUCGUCCCGGGAGAGGCUGCUGCAGUCCCGGGACAAGAUGUUCUCCAAGCUCACGUCCAUCCUGCAGCAUGCCGUGGAGGCGCUUGCACCAUCUCUUCCGUUACAAGAAGAUUUUGUUUAUCACUGGAAGGCAAUUACCCAUUACUACAUAGAAACUUCAGAUGAUAAAGCCCCAGUGACUGACACAAACAUCCCAUCCCACCUGGAGCAGAUGUUAGACAUACUGGUCCAAGAAGAAAAUGAGCGGGAAUCUGGAGAGACAGGGCCAUGCAUGGAAUACCUGCUCCAUCACAAGAUCUUGGAAACAUUAUACACCUUAGGGAAAGCCGAUUGUCCUCCAGGAAUGAAGCAGCAGGUUCUGGUAUUCUACACCAAGCUUCUGGGAAGGAUCCGGCAGCCCCUGCUUCCACACAUCAACGUACACAGGCCUGUGCAGAAAUUAAUUCGACUUUGUGGUGAGGUCCUUGCAACACCAACGGAGAAUGAAGAGAUCCAGUUUCUCUGCAUCGUGUGCGCAAAGCUGAAACAGGAUCCCUACUUGGUCAACUUUUUCCUGGAGAACAAAUCGAAGUCCCACAUGUCCAGAGGAGCUCUGAGUGUCAUCUCAGAGGAUGGCCCAAAAGGUCAGGACACCGCAUCAGGAGACGUCAGCCAGUGCCACCAGCCCCAGGAGCUGUCAGGUGCCACUGGGGUGAAGCACACGGAGUCGGAGGAUGAGCCCCCUCACCAGAUGGAUGACCUGUCUGCAAGUCUGGAUGACCUCAACGUCACCUCACUGCCAGAGGUCUCUGCCGUCCGGCCAAACCAGGACUACAACUUAGUGAAUUCUUUGUUAAACCUGACAAGAAGCCCUGACGGCCGGAUAGCUGUGAAAGCGUGCGAGGGCUUAAUGCUCUUGGUGAGCCUGCCGGAGCCUGCGGCUGCCAAGUGCCUUGCUCAGAGCACCUGCUUGUGCGAGCUGCUGACCGGCAGACUCACCUCUCUGUACAAGGCCCUACCUCAGUCAGUGGAUCCCUUAGACAUUGAAACGGUGGAGGCAGUUAACUGGGGGUUGGACUCAUACAGCCAUAAAGAAGAUGCAUCAGCAUUCCCGGGGAAGCGGGCCUUAAUUUCAUUUCUUUCCUGGUUUGAUUACUGUGAUCAGCUCAUCAAGGAGGCACAAAAGACUGCUGCUGUUGCUCUUGCCAAAGCCAUCCAUGAAAGGUUCUUCGUUGGUGUCAUGGAACCCCAGCUGAUGCAGACCUCUGAGAUGGGGAUUCUGACAUCGACAGCCUUGCUGCACCGCAUUGUCCGGCAAGUGACUUCAGACGUCCUACUACAGGAAAUGGUGAUCUUUAUCCUCGGAGAACAGAGGGAGCCAGAAACUCUGUCAGAAAUUAGCAGACAUCCUCUAAGACAUAGGUUAAUUGAACAUUGCGAUCACAUAUCUGAUGAGAUCAGCAUAAUGACCCUGAGGAUGUUUGAGCAUCUCCUACAAAAACCCAACGAGCACAUUCUGUACAACUUGGUCCUAAGAAAUCUCGAAGAAAGAAACUAUACAGAAUACAAACCUUUAUGCCCGGAAGACAAGGACAUGGUGGAGAAUGGGCUGAUAGCUGGAGCCGUAGAUCUGGAGGAAGAUCCAUUAUUUACUGACAUUUCACCAGAUAACACUCUGCCAAACCAAGAGUGGAUCUGUUCACCCCGCGCCAGCCCAGACCACCCCAAAAAUGAUGGCAAGACAGAAGUGCAUAAAGUUGUCAACAGUUUCCUCUGCCUAGUGCCAGAUGAAGCAAAGUCUUCCUACCACGUGGAGGGCACCGGCUAUGACACCUACCUCCGAGAUGCUCACAAGCAGUUCCGAGACUACUGUGCUGUCUGCUUACGAUGGGAGUGGCCUGGAGCCCCCAAACCACUGGAGAAGUGUGACUUAGAAGCAGCUUUCUUUGAAGGACAUUUUUUGAAAGUUUUAUUUGACAGAAUGGGAAGAAUUCUUGAUCAGCCAUACGAUGUGAAUCUGCAGGUGACCUCAGUGUUGUCCAAGCUCUCCUUGUUCCCUCAUCCAUACACACACGAGUACCUUCUGGAUCCCUACGUGAACCUGGCCUCUGGCUGUAGGUCUCUCUUCUCUGUGAUUGUCAGGGUUGUUGGUGACCUGAUGGUUCGAAUUCAGCGUAUUCAAGACUUCACCCCCAAGCUUCUCCUGGUCAGAAAGCGACUGCUUGGCUUGGAGCCCGAAGGCCCCAUCGUUGACCAUAUCACACUGCUGGAGGGUGUGAUUGUGUUAGAGGAGUUCUGCAAGGAGCUGGCGGCCAUUGCCUUUGUGAAGUACCACGCAUCUGCCGCGCCAUGAAGAACCCGGGUCACUGGACGUUUCCUCCACUCAGCCACAAGAGGAUAAAACGCCUUGUAAAUGAAGUAUCGAGUCAACUGCACAGUGUUAAGAAUCCACUGCGUGACUGCUCUCAGUGAGGCUUGAUGUUGCUUCCACUCGCUCUGCCAUAAUGAUUCUCUGUAUGAUUGCACGUUGUUCAAACCCAGGAAACAAUCAAGCUUGAGGAGGUCGAGUCUCCAGUGACUGAGAAGCUGCCAAGCUUGCAAUGUCAGGGCUCCGCUGAUAUUUCUGUUCUUUUAACAUCCUUUCAGGCAGCAAAGCAUUUUGACAUUCUCUGGGACUCGAAUGCUUAUAUUCUUUUGUAUUAAUAAGCAGCAAAAAAAAAAAAUCACUAAUUUUUUAACUUUUUAAGGUUAAGAUUCUUAUCAUACAAAAACUUUAGGAAAACUAAAUGAGGAAAAAUGUCGUUGAGGAACCAUCAAAAGAACCUGAAGGAGAAGCUGUGUAUGUACAUGGCGCAUCAACUCUUAAGCUUUUGUAAGAAUAACAAUUUAAUAUGAUAAAGAAAUUCUUAAUAUAUUAUAUAUAUUUUUAAAGAAAUGUUCUUUUACUCUUUUUUGUGCAUACAGCCAUAUUCGUGGUUGAUUUCAUGUGUGGCUCCCAAUUUAUUUAAAGCUGUCAUUUUUGCAACAGCAUUAGAUUUAUGUUCAUUGUUGGUAGUGUUUGCUAAAACAGUAUUUUUUUAAGCUAAUUAACAGAUGUUGAGUUGAGACUCCCUCCAUUUCUUCUCUGAAAUUGCUUUAUGAAAUUGCUUUAUGAUUGACUCUGUAUUGGCGUGUGUGGCGGUGUUAGCGGGACCUGGCUCUGGAGCGGUGGUCGGUGAGCUGAGGUCUCAGUGUUCACUGUUCUCUUCAGUAGUUUCUGUCUUUUGUCUUAAGUGAUUCUAAAGAGAUUUUUUUAAAGUCUCUUCAUGUUCAGUUUACACCUUAAAGAAUUUAAGGAAACAGCCUGCGUGUGUGCAUGCGUGUGUGCAUGCAUGUAUGUGAAUGGCGUGGAUGCAGAGAUGUCUCGCUUAGGCAAGGUGCAGGGUACAGCUGCAGGACACACGGACACCUUGUCCCCUUGUCUGUCUAGUCUUCAGGUGACUGAUGCUGGUCACUCAGCUGUGGUUCUGGAGCUCAUGUCCUCAUCCUUAUCGAAGUGUUAAGUGGGCCCCACUUUCUUCUUCACUGGCCACUAUGAUGGGGGAGACAAUCGGGAGGCAGUCACCAGGUGUACAGUCACAGCCACGGCAUGGCAUGAAACAUGUUUGACACUUUGCUCAGUCAGUUUUGCUAGAGUUUCAGAUUCAUUGUAUCGCUCAGUUUUGCUACUUAGGAACAAAAUACCAGAAGAUGAAGAAUAGCCUCAGUUCCAGAAUGUUCAUCAUUGUUAAAGUAACAAAACUACUCUGCAUUUCUAACACGAUGGGAAUCAUUCUCUGUUCCUUCAAGAUAUCCAUUAAGACAGACAGUAGAGAGCCGGAGCGGGAGGCAGCAGUCCCCUGCAGACUGCGUGGCCUUCCUCCCAUGGCUCUGAGCGCUGAGCAGCGGGUUCCCUUUGUUGUAUUUAUUGAAUAGUUUCUGCAAGAAUCCCUUCAGCUCCUCCAUCGUCAGAUGUGGCUACCGUCUACUUUGAUGGUGGUGAUUUUGAGAUAAGGCAUUGAGAGGUAUCAGGUAUUUCUUAAUGCUCUCGUAGUGUUCUGUGGGUACGAGUGAGGUGAGCUCCUUACCAAAUACUCAUCCUUCGCUUCACGGCUGGACCUCUGGUACCCACACGAUGAGCUCGGUGAAGCUGCUCCUGAGGACGCGCUUGUCCUCAGUGGUCGUAAUGACCCUGCCCUGCAGCCAGCUAAGGUUAGCCCAUUCCUCUUCUAAGUUUAAUGUCUUUUUCAUAUUCAGUUCAGACACAGAGUCAGCACAAGUCACAGAACUGAGUUUGCGUUGAUUUAAAGAAACCAUGAGCCACAUCUAAGGUUUUUCUCACUGUCUCAGAGAUUCCAGGAUUUCCAUAGACUCUGUUGGGUGAAAUGUAGGACCUUAGCCACUGGUCGCCAUGCUGGGUUCCAAACUGAAUUCCAGCCUGCUUCGUGUUUGUGUAAAUAGGAAGUAAGCAUGUACAUUUUGUUUUCACUUUCUAACAAUGUAGUCUUUGGUUUAUUUUCAGUAAUGAGCCAUUUUUCACUUGACAAAAUCAGAUUUGUCUUCGGCAGUCUCUACUGUUGUGCUCACAUAAAUAUGUAAUGUUCUCAUGAUAUACCUGUGCAAUAUGAAGCUGUGAGUGGAUUCAUAGCUUUUCGGCCUAACUGUAUAUUAUUGUGUGUACAUGUGUGUAUAUAAAUGUGUGUGUAUAUGUACAUAUAUAUAUAUCUAUAUCUGUAAAAGGACCAAAAUCCUCAUAGCUUGCUUACACUGUUGCUAGUGUAAAGAUUGUUACAUUUAAUUUUACAGGGCACAAAUUAUAGAAUUACUUCAUACUUUUCAUGGUAAUGUCUCCAUAAAUUAUUACAUAUAUAUAGUUACCAUUUAAUUAUGAAGUUUACUGUGUAACAGAAGUUACGGUGAAAUGCCAAACCCACAAACUAUGGUAAUUUUACAUUUUGGGUUGAACAGUAAAGUAAAAUAUGCAUGUCAUCGUAACACCUAGAUAGUCCUCUUCUGGGCCCUGUAAAACACUCUCACUGAUACUCUGUCGACCUCCUGCCUUGUUUACAUUAAACAGGAUAUUUGGCAUAUUUUUCCACCAGCACCGUGUAGGUCGCUAGCAGUGUUGUGAAGGCCUGGAUUCCCGGGCCACUGACAAGGAAGCUCUUCAGGUGACUGUGUGCUUAUUGUGCCCCCCAGGCAGGUGGAGAUCAGCUUCAGCUUCAGCGCUAACAGUGCAUGCAGGACAAAGAGGGAAAUCGAGAAAAUAAAUCUAUGUAACUUAAACAGAA